Messenger RNA from Sorghum bicolor (sorghum), 1712 nucleotides. RefSeq lists its product as uncharacterized. Bases 94 to 1467 code for a protein of 457 amino acids. The record is from RefSeq and is a predicted model, not a curated record. The transcript has a single exon. NCBI's taxonomy places the organism in Eukaryota, Viridiplantae, Streptophyta, Magnoliopsida, Poales, Poaceae.
UGCAGCGAGCGGUGGCAACCCCCGUUCUCCCAUUGUCUGCUUCAUCUUCAUCUAGGGUUAGGCUUUGGUCGCGACUCCGCCGAUCCCCAUCUGAUGGCCGCCACGUUCCUCAGCUCGCCGGUGCCGAAGAAGGCCAGGCUACUCCCCUGCUCGCCGGAUCCUAAGAAGGCCGUUCUCUUCCCCGGCUGGGUGCUUCUGGACCGAGUCGGCCGCACCCACUGCUACGACGACCCCGACGCCGCCGCUUCGGCCGUUGGAGAUGACGCCACGGCCGUCGCAGUCCAUACAACCAGCGGCCAAUCCGGCUACUUGUCCUUCACCCUGAGGGCUCCGCCGUUGGUCUCCUACCUCGACCUCCAUUGGCCGUACGGUAUGCCUGAGUCCAUGUUCUUCCAUCCGCCCGCCUAUCCGUUCGUCUUGUCCGCCGACGAGAACCACGUCCUCCUCCGCAUCGGACUUCGCAACCAGUCCCGCGAAGGCCCCAACAUCUUUGUCUACACGGUCGGUGCCUCGUCUCGGCCCUUGCUGCGGCGGCUUCCAGCUUGUACAAAGAUGGCGCAGGGCUUGGCCGGCAGGAACGAGUUCAUGCUGGUGGACACCAACAUCGGGAUCCUGUGCCGCAGCGGCCACCAAGACGACAACUACGUGGUGGCCGACCUCAUCGUGUCCUGGAAAGCUCCUCGUGGCCACCAAGACGACUACUUCAAGCCGUCGCAGGUGAUCGCAUCUCUCUGCGUCUUCUCCGCCAGCGAAGGGGAAUGGACGGUCAAAGAGAUGCUUGCUCCACAGCCGCACGGCCAGGGCGAGGGCGAGUUCCCUGUACUCUGGGAGUGCGACAGGGUGCUUCCCUUCGCUGGCCGUUUCCUUUGCUGGAUCGAUUACUACAGUGGCAUCCUGCUCUGCGACCUCUCCAAUGACAAGGCACCCGUGCUCUAUUACAAACCGUUCCCUGGCAAGCAGUAUCCCGACGAGGACCAUCUCAACAGGGGCUGGCCAGAGGCAUUCCGAAGUGUGUCUGUCAGCCAAGGCAUGAUGCGCUUCGUUGACAUCGACAAGGAGGGCGGCCAAACAAGUGGCCUCACAAUCACAGUUUGGAACUUUGAGAUUGCAGGCAAUAACUUAACGUGGGAGAUGCAAAAUGUGAUCAAUCUCAGUGACCUUUGGGCGCAACAAGGCUAUCAGUUUGAGCAUUUGCCAUGCCGUGCACCGGAGUUCCCUGCUGUGGCAAAGAAUGACCCAGAUGUCCUGUGCUGCAUAUUGAGGGAACACGAACUUUUUCAUCCUGGGAAGGUCUGGAUAAUCACUAUUGACAUGAAGCAUGCAGCAUUUCAGUCAUGUUUCCGAUAUGUUGGUGAGCAAAUUGUCGGCUGUAAUGAGGAUCUUGAUAUGGAUAGUGACUGCAUUGGGUCCUUACUCCCCACUGACUUCUCCAAGUUCCUAAAUAGCCCGUCAGGUAAUUACUCAUAAUGUUCAUAUACCACACAUAACUGAUGUGUUACUUGUCUGUCUUACUUGGGAUGGAUUGUAAAUGUUUUUAAGUUUGGUAACUUUGGUGUAGUUCCAUUAAGAUUAUUUCCCUGUGUGUAAAUGUCAUACCAUUGUUUUACUAUUUACUUUUCAAUUUCAUUUACUGCAUUCUGAUGUCACAACAGUAUCCUUGUGUUUCCUGGGUGAUUAAUUAAAAAUUUAAAUCAUAUGGUAUACUUUUUUUA